This is a messenger RNA of Chinchilla lanigera (long-tailed chinchilla), 4319 nucleotides long. RefSeq names its product tumor necrosis factor, alpha-induced protein 3 (gene Tnfaip3). Lineage: Eukaryota; Metazoa; Chordata; Mammalia; Rodentia; Chinchillidae. Gene Ontology annotation, biological process: protein deubiquitination involved in ubiquitin-dependent protein catabolic process; protein K33-linked deubiquitination; protein K29-linked deubiquitination. The coding region runs from base 349 to 2718 and encodes 789 amino acids. Gene Ontology annotation, cellular component: cytoplasm; nucleus. Gene Ontology annotation, molecular function: zinc ion binding; K63-linked polyubiquitin modification-dependent protein binding; DNA binding. The record is from RefSeq and is a predicted model, not a curated record. The transcript is spliced from 9 exons.
CUCAUCCAGACUCUGUGGUGCCCUUAGUUGGCAUCCAGUGCAUCGGAAAACCAGUGGCCAUUCCAGGUGGCCUCAGAAGGCAGCUUCCGCGGGAGCUUCAGUGGUUUUGUGGCCUGGGACCUGCCACUGCCAGACAAGCUUGACUCCCUGACAGCUACUGCUGAAAACUCGGGUUAUUCCCCUCCUCCUCAGCCCUACCCUCCACCUUCCUUCUCUUACUUAGACUAAUCUUUAAAAGUGAUGUAACUUAAAACAGUCCAGUGUGAGUUCAUCUCUGGGGCCGGCUAGUAUCCGGGGAGCAGAGGUGACUAAGAUCCUUUGCCUACAGAUCAGGGCAUCCUAGGCACCAUGGCUGAACAACUCCUUCCUCAAGCUUUGUAUUUGAGCAACAUGCGGAAAGCUGUGAAGAUACGAGAGAGAACUCCAGAAGACAUUUUCAAGCCUACGAAUGGGAUCAUUUACCAUUUUAAAACCAUGCACCGGUGCACCCUGGAAAUGUUCAGAACUUGCCAGUUUUGCCCCCAGUUCCGGGAGAUCAUCCACAGAGCCCUCAUCGACAGAAACAUCCAGGCUUCCCUGGAAAGCCAGAAGAAGCUCAACUGGUGCCGCGAAGUCAGGAAGCUUGUGGCGCUCAAAACCAACGGUGACGGCAAUUGCCUCAUGCAUGCCACUUGUCAGUACAUGUGGGGUGUCCAGGACACAGACCUGGUUCUGAGGAAAGCCCUCUUCAGCACGCUCAAGGAGACAGAUACACGCAACUUCAAGUUCCGCUGGCAGCUCGAGUCUCUGAAAUCUCAGGAAUUCGUGGAGACAGGGCUCUGCUACGAUACUCGGAACUGGAAUGACGAAUGGGACAACCUUGUUAGAAUGGCAUCCACGGACUCCCCGGCGGCCCGCUGUGGGCUUCAGUACAGCUCGCUGGAGGAAAUUCACAUAUUUGUGCUCUGCAACAUCCUCAGAAGGCCCAUCAUCGUCCUUGCAGACAAGAUGCUGAGAAGUCUGGAAUCAGGCUCCAAUUUUGCCCCUUUGAAAGUGGGUGGGAUCUACCUGCCUCUCCACUGGCCUGCCCAGGAAUGCUACAGAUACCCCAUCGUCCUCGGCUAUGACAGCCACCACUUCGUUCCUCUGGUGACACUGAAGGACAGUGGGCCUGAAAUCCGUGCCGUGCCCCUUGUUAACAGAGACCGCGGAAGGUUCGAAGACUUAAAAAUCCACUUUUUGACAGAUCCUGAAAAUGAGAUGAAGGAAAAGCUCUUAAAGGAGUACUUGAUGGUGAUAGAAAUCCCAGUCCAGGGCUGGGACCACGGCACCACGCAUCUGAUUAAUGCUGCAAAGUUGGACGAAGCUAAUCUUCCCAAAGAAAUAAAUCUGGUAGAUGACUACUUCGAACUUGUUCAGCAUGAGUACAAGAAAUGGCAGGAAAACAAUGAGCAGGGGCGGAGAGGGGCACGCCCCCAGAACCCCCUGGAGCCCGCCGCUCCCCAGCUUUCUCUCAUGGAUGUAAAAUGUGAAACUCCCAACUGCCCUUUCUUCAUGUCUGUGAACACCCAGCCUUUUUGCCACGAGUGCUCGGCGAGGCAUCCAAAGAACCAAAGCAAACUCCCAAAGCUGAACCCCAAGCCUGGCCCGGAGGGGCUCCCGGGCAUGGCUCUGGGGGCGUCUAGGGGAGAAGCCUACGAGCCCGCAGCCUGGCGCCCCGAGGAGCCGGCGAGCGGCCCUCACUCCGCCCCGCCGACAGCCCCCAGCCUCUUCCUGUUCAGCGAGACCACGGCCAUGAAGUGCAGGAGCCCGGGCUGCCCCUUCACCCUGAACGUGCAGCACAAUGGAUUUUGUGAGCGAUGCCACAACGCCCGGCAGCUGAACGCCAGCCAGACUGCAGAUGCCACCAGGCAUUUGGAUCCCGGAAAGUGUCGGGCUUGCCUCCAGGAUGCCACCAGGACAUUUAAUGGGAUCUGCAGCUCUUGCUUCAAAAGGACUACCACGGAGUCCACCAGCCUCGGCUCCGGCGUCCUCUCUUCCUGUCACCAGAGGUCGAAGUCCGACCCCUCGCAGCUCAUGCAGAGUGUCUCCCCGCAUUCUUGUCACAGAGCUGGAAACGACACCCCCUCAGGCUGCCUCUCGCAGGCCGAGCGGACUCCCGGGGACAGGGCUGGGACCAGCAAGUGCAGGAAAGCUGGCUGCACGUACUUCGGGACUCCGGAAAACAAAGGCUUCUGCACGCUGUGUUUCAUAGAGUACAAAGAAAACAAACAUUUCGUUGCUGCCUCGGGGAAAGCCAGUCCCACCGGCUCCAGGUUCCAGAACGCCGUUCCGUGCCUGGGCAGGGAAUGCGGCACCCUCGGAAGCACCAUGUUCGAAGGGUACUGUCAGAAGUGCUUCAUCGAAGCUCAGAACCAGCGGUUUCGGGAGGCCAAGAGCACUGAGGAGCAACUGAGAUCCAGCCAGCACAGAGACCUGCCUCGGACCACCCAGGGCACCUCGAGGCCCAAGUGCGCCCGGGCCUCCUGUAAGAACAUCCUGGCCUGCCGCAGCGAGGAGCUCUGCAUGGAGUGCCAGCACCUCAGCCAGCGUGUGGGCCUCGCGGCCCACCGGGGGGACCCCGCUCCCGAAGAGCCCCCCAAACAGCGCUGCCGGGCCCCGGCCUGCGAUCACUUCGGCAACUCCAAGUGCAACGGCUACUGUAACGAGUGCUUCCAGUUCAAGCAGAUGUACGGCUAAGCGGAAGCAGGACCCAGCAUGGUGCUACACUCCCGUCCCCUGGGUGCCAUGGGAAGCGGCCCUGGAACAGGGGCCUGGAGGGUGUCUUUGAGCAAAGGAGGGAAGAUAAGCUCUUCGUCCUGCCUGUGACACUCGGGUUGGGCCCGGCUGGCCUGACAGCAGGCAGAGCUGAAGGCCGGCAGUGCACGGGGUCAGGAUCGGCCCAGGGCUGCUUACCUCCUACCGAGCAGGCCGCCCGACGUCUCUGGACUUGGAAUGUGUGCCAGAUGUGGUGUGAGCCCGUACCCCGCCCACAGGAGUGCUGCCUCCUCCUGUGAGAGAAGGGAAAGGACAGAUGGGGGCCUGGAGGCCCAGCCAUCCUGGUGGCCUCCUGAGGACAGACGCUGAGUCCUCCGGCAGGCACCGGGAGUCUGCGGAAAGCCCGAGGGGGCUCAGGAAACACAGACCUGUUCAGAGAUCGGCAGGGGUUAGGGUGCGCCGCUGCCUGCUUCCCUGCCAAGCGAGGUUCUGGAGAAAAUCAGAACGUUUCCACAGGACAAAGCCAGCAAGCUGCUCUUUGCCGUAUACAUUCUUUCACAGGAACGCUUUUGGGGGACAGUGUCUAACUCUGGGUUACCACUGUCUUCCUUCUGAAGAGACCACCUUGAAUUAUUGUGUGUAAAAAUGUAUACAUGAAUAAUAUACCCUUAUAUUAUGUAUGAGGGAUUUUUUUUUAUAUUGAAAUGCUGCCCUAGCAGCAUUGGUAUAAUUCACUUUAUUUAUUGUAUUGCAAACUUCAGUUAUUUAAGGGAAGACGUUUCUUCUGCCUUGCCUCCGUGGGCUGACAUAUUUACUUGGGGAACCUUCUGGAAUCGAGCAAGUGCCUCACCUCGGUUGGGGGCGGGGGUGGCCUCUUUGAUUCACUGCUGCUGUCUCCCUGGGAAGGAAGGAAAGGCUUCAAGAGUGAGUUAGGACAGUCUCACCCAGCAUCUCGAGCCUCUCCAGCUGUGUGACAGAAACUGUUCUCUGAUCCUCCCCGCUGGGAGAGAAGAUAGGGAAGGAGCAGGGACAAGCUUGGGGACCGGGAGGCCUUUCGUGAUGCUGUCCCUUGCUGUGCUAACGGGGUGCCGGGGAGGGACUCAGUGUCCAGUGACACCUCAGCCACGGGACAAGCCCGGUAAUUGCGAGCUGAGGACAGUUCUGUGUCUUUGAGCUGCUCUUUCUCUGUGCGUUGCGGUAGGGCCCUGUUUUCCUUGGGGUGGGGGGAGGGAAUUGGGUCUGAAAUUACGAUCCAAAAAUAUCUAUCGCCCGUAACUGCAUAGCCUUUCCUGAUCAUUUGAGAUGUCUUUUCUCCUGCCCUAGAUCUUCCCAGUGUCUUUCCAAAGAUAGGAAAUAAACUCCAGUGUUUCCACGUAGUUCUUUCAAAACUGUGGCUCCGUAUUUUGUGUCUGCCGAUAUUUUCAUUCUCAGUGUGAAGAGAUGGAAUUAUUUAUACUUAAAGAGAAUAUUUGAAAAUUUGCACAUUUAGUUGUUUCUCAUAGAAUGCUGCCUACCUUUGGAUUUCUUCAAGUUUUCCUAAAUGUAACUUCACAGAGUUAACAUUAAAAAAAUAAAUUAUUGAA